UUUUUUAUAGGUUCUUAAAAUCUCCAGAUCAGUCAUUUUCCGGGUAGAUCUGCGGAUCCAUUACAAGCACGAUUAAACAUAUUACAUAAUAUCUCAAUCAUGGUCACAACAAGAUUAUUGUCCUAUGAUCUAUUGUCAUAAUGUAGACAAAUAAUAAUUGUAUUAUAUUAUGUCUAAAUGUCUAAUGGUCAUAACGUAGGAACAACAACUACAGAUACAUAUUUUUCAUAAGAAGUUAAUAAAUUGAUGUAACGUAUCCGGUCGAUUCGAACAUCACUUUGGUAAACAAAAUGUUUAUUGUCAGACAAAGUGGACAACGAUUACGUUGUUACUGCGGUACCGGUUUGUUUUUUUUCAAUUUAUUCGCCAGCUCUAUUCUACAGGCUACAAUUUUACUGACUAUAAUGGCUGGGUGGAACGAAAGUCAGCUACGAAAAUAUAACAUAAAAAUGGAAAAAAUACCUACCCUACAGUAUGACGAUCCGAAAGUAGAUUCUCUUCUCACCAAUAAUAAACCAGUAUUAAUCAAAGGAUCUAAAUUAGUUUCUCGUGUGCUAAAAUGGGAUUUGGAUUAUUUAACAGAGCACAUGAAUUCAACAUGCUGUAAUGUAUUAAUAUCCAAAAAUCAUAAAUUCAAGUAUUACGACCAAAAGAAAAUCACCCCUAAUAUGACAUUCAAACCAAUCAGUCGACCAAGUCCUAUGAUAUUUUCAGAAUUUGCUAAACAAAUAAAAGAUUGGAAAAAAGGAGACUCCAGAUUAUACAUGCAACAAGUAUUGAACAAUUCAAUUAGCCAACGUAUUGUUAAUGACUUUGUUAAGUUUAAUUGGGAUUGGAUUAUUUCAAAACAAAAUGUGUGUAAAUGGGGUUCUCUGACAUCUAAUCUGCUUCUAAUUGCACAAGAAGGUAAUGUUACUCCAUGCCAUUAUGAUGAGCAACAAAAUAUGUUUGCUAGCAUUCGAGGAUAUAAAAGAUUCAUUUUGUUUCCACCUAGUGAAUUUGAGUGUUUGUAUCCACAUCCAGUUCAUCAUCCUUAUGAUAGACAAAGUCAAGUAGAAUUUGAUAAUCCAGAUUAUAUAAAAUUUCCAAAAUUCAAAGAAGCUCGUGGAUAUGAAGUUAUAGUUGGACCUGAAGAUGUCUUAUACAUACCUAUGUAUUGGUUUCAUCAUGUUGAAUCACUGAUGCAUGGUGGCUAUACAGUUUCAAUAAACUUUUGGUUCAAAGUAAAUUAAUUUAAUUUUAAUUAUAUGUUAAGAAUGAAGGUAUGUGAAACAUAGGAACAUAAAUAAUUAACAGGUAGAAACAGGGAGUUUGUACUAAAAGUAUAAAAUAAAUGAAAGGUCAAGUUUUCAAUUUAUUUUGUGUGCAGGAUUUAUGCGAAAAAGGAGCAAAUAAAUCUUUAUGGAAAGGUUUCAGAUAAUAUGCUAAGUGCAAAGAAAUAAUUAUAAUUUUUUUUAGGCAGAAUCUGUUGAAAAAAUUGAGUAUCCUUUGCUAGACCACCAUAAAAUAGUUAUCAUGAGAAAUGUGGAGAAAAUGUUAGCUGAAGCAUUACACGAUCCAAGUGAAGUUGGAACUAUGCUGAAGACAAUUGUUUUAGGCCGA
This is a messenger RNA of Aphis gossypii (cotton aphid), 1602 nucleotides long. Its product is annotated as hypoxia-inducible factor 1-alpha inhibitor-like. Lineage: Eukaryota; Metazoa; Arthropoda; Insecta; Hemiptera; Aphididae. The transcript is spliced from 6 exons. Gene Ontology annotation, molecular function: peptidyl-histidine dioxygenase activity; [protein]-asparagine 3-dioxygenase activity; ankyrin repeat binding. Gene Ontology annotation, biological process: negative regulation of Notch signaling pathway; peptidyl-aspartic acid hydroxylation. Bases 291 to 1232 code for a protein of 313 amino acids. The record is from RefSeq and is a predicted model, not a curated record. Gene Ontology annotation, cellular component: cytoplasm; nucleus.